AUGAAGGAACAAGUGUUCUGCGUGAUUCAUGAAGGCGUCGAACUUGACAGUACGUUCGACUGCCUGGAAUUGGUGAAGUCAAUUUACGGCCUCAAGCAAGCGUCGCGAGUGUGGAACGAGACGUUCGACGAGUAUGUGUGCUCCAUCGGAUUUCAAGUAUCGGACUUCGACCCAUGUCUCUACAUCAAGACUUCGGACGGCCAUUGCUUGUUUAUACUGGUCUACGUGGACGACGUCUUGGUGACUGGAAGCUCGCUCGAGCUGAUUGCACAAACCAAGAACGACCUGAAGACGCGGUUCGAGAUGACGGACAGCGGCAAAUGUGCGUUUGUUCUUGGGAUCGAGCUUUUGGACGGUGCAGAUGGAAGUGUGACACUAUGUCAGCGUCGGUAUGUCGAUGAUAUCCUCAAGCGCUUUGGCAUGGAUGAUUGCAAGGCAGUCGCAAGUCCAGUCGACAUGAGCUCUCGACUUGUUUCAAGUGAUGCAACUACCAAGGUCGAUGCUCCUUUUCGCGAAGCUGUUGGUGCGUUGAUGCACCUGACCACUGCAACGCGUCCGGACAUUGCGUUUGCUGUGGGCUAUGUGUCGCGGUUCAUGAAAAAUCCCCAAGAAGAACACUGGGUUGCAGUUAAGCGUAUCUUUCGCUACCUACAAGGCACCAAGACGUGCUACAAGCCAAGUGCAAGGAUCGACUUCCGUGGAUAUUCGGAUGCGGAUUGGGCUGGUGAUCUUACCGACCGCAAGUCACCAUCGGGGUACACGUUCAUGCUACUCGGUGCGCCAGUGAGUUGGGGCAGCAAGAAGCAGCCAAGUGUUUCGUUGUCCACGACUGAAGCUAAAUACAUCGCACUCAGCUUGGCGAUUCAAGAGGGCAAGUGGAUUCAUCGUCUGCUCUGUGAGAUCGUGAUGGCUGCCAAUGAAGAAGGACCGGAACUCAUGAUUCAUGAAGACAAUCAGUAA
Molecule: messenger RNA, 960 nt
Organism: Peronospora matthiolae
Lineage: Eukaryota; Oomycota; Peronosporomycetes; Peronosporales; Peronosporaceae
Source: the annotation of a GenBank genome assembly